This is a messenger RNA of Ilex paraguariensis (yerba mate), 954 nucleotides long. NCBI's taxonomy places the organism in Eukaryota, Viridiplantae, Streptophyta, Magnoliopsida, Aquifoliales, Aquifoliaceae. The record is from the annotation of a GenBank genome assembly.
AAGAGUUUGGACAACAUUGACAGCAGUUCAAUCGAAGAAUGGAGAGUUUGAUCAAACAAACAAGGGUGAGAUUUUCGGGGGCAGGACGAGAUAGCAAGGAAGAGAGCAACAGAACCAAAGAAUCCUUUGAAGGAGAUAAAAAGUCACAUAAGUGGUUCCAGAGGCAGUUAUCUAGGCGAAUGAGUCACGAUUAUGACUCUGGUGAUAGUGAAAUUGCAACUGCAAUUGGAGCAGCUGCUUUUGCCAUACAUGCACUGGAAGAAGCCAGGUUACAGCAUCAGAGAAAUGUGAGAGAGGGCUUUGACACCUCCAUGAGCAGGGCGAAGACAAGAAAAGAAGAGCAGUCUAGGCCACCAGAUGCUGGGAGAGUAUCCAGGCGAUUGUCUGGCAAAGAAACUAGAGAACCAGUCGAAACCUCCACAAGAAAGCUGCCUGCACCUCUUCUGAGAGGUCCAACAAGGUCCAAAAGCAUAGAAACCAAAGCAGAUGCUUGGAAGGAAGCUAAGAUGGCAAAGAUUCAAACAAGAUACGAGAAAAUGAAUUCAGGAAUGCGUGCGUGGGAAAAUGAGAAAAAAAAGAUAGCACAAUAUGAAAUGGAAAGGAAAAAGAGUGAACUGGAGCAGAGAGGGGCUAAGAACUCGAAACAUUACCAAAAUAAGCUAGCAAGGAUUGUUCGUAUUGCUGAAGAAGCAAGAGCACAAGUUGAAGAGAGAAGAAAGCAGGAAGAAUCUGAGGUGAAAGAGCGAGCAAAAAGCAUUCGAUCAACUGGAAAGUUUCCCCAUAGUUGUUUCUGCUGCUGAAUCUCACAAAAAACUACAAAACUCUUUGAAAGCCAAAUAACACCUGAAGUUGUCAAACCUUCCCUACAAGAACCUAAAUAAUUGGGGAAAGAAAAUUGUAUCAUGUGUCAAAGUAGUGUAUAUAUUUCAAAUGGGAAUUGAAUAGUAGAAAUGU